AUGGCCUCGACGGCGGCGCCGGUCGCCGAACACCGGACUCAGUUGUUGCUCACAGACCUCGGCGACGAGCUCCUGGAGGAGGUUUUCCUCCGCCUGCCCACCCCGGCGGAGCUCGCGCGCGCCUGCACCGCCCGCGCCUCCUUCCGCCGCAUCAUCACCGAGCGCUCCUUCCUUCGCAGCUACCGCAAACGCCACCCGCCGCCGCUCCUGGGGUUCGUGGGUGAGGAAGGCGGCUUCCACCCCGCCCAGGCGCCCCACCCCUCCGCCCCGCUCGCCCGUGCCCUCGCCGACGCUGCCGAUUUCACCUACUCCUUCGUCCCCCAACACGACGAGGGGCACGUGUGGGUCCCGUGCGAUGCCCGGGAUGGCCGUGUCCUUCUCGAAGACGGACAAAUUUGGGAGGCCUUCAGACACCUUGCCGUCUGCGAUCCAUUGUUUCGUGGCUACGCGCUGCUUCCACCCGUUCCCGGGAACCUGGCACUCCAGGAGAAAGGCCGCCCUGUAACCAAUUCACUCAUGCCCAUUGCCGAGGAUGAGGAUGAGACAUUGUUCAAGGUGAUAUGCUUGGCUAACUACGAAACCAAGCUGGUUGCAUUUCUAUUCUCUUCCGUCACAGGAGAAUGGUGCAUAGCCGCAACUGUCAGCUGGAGCUCUUUGGGCAGCCAGCCACAGAUAUGGCGAAACUUCAGAGGUUGCGAUUACCGUGGCGUGUCCUGUUUUGACUGUGCGCGCGGCUCCUACUACUCAACAUCGACUUUUAACGACAAGCUGCUUGUGUUGGACACAAGGAAAAUGGAGUUUUGCACUGUCGAUGAUCGUACUGGCUACCAUAUGAACCUCAGAUGUCUGCCUGGCCAGCACGAGGACGUUGUCGACAUCUAUGUGCCAUCCCGAUUCCGGCCUGGCCAGAGUAGAAGUCUGCCUCGCAUUGUUGUGGGUAGAGAAGGAGCCCUUGAGAUGUUUUCUCUCGUUGGUGAUCACACUCCAAAUGGCUCUUUUGAUCUCUAUCAUACCACUCAGCAAAAUAAUGGCCAGUCUUCCAAGGAAUGGCAGCUGGAGAAUAUUAUACCGUUGCCCGGCAAGUAUGACUAUUUCACUGUGGGUGCAGCUGAGGGAUUCUUAUUCCUUGGAGCCACUACAGAAGAUCAGCUGGACUUUGUUGAAAGCGUCCCUAUGAGCUUGUUGACGACUGAGUGGAAUGUAGAUUAUUUUGCAUUGGAUGUCAAGACUUCUGAACUUACUAAGGUUUGUAGGAGCAGGAGGCAAUUCUUCCAUAAUGAAGAUGUUCACUGCUACUUUGGCUUCCCCCUGUCGUUGUCAAAACCGAGUAUAUGA
Molecule: messenger RNA, 1335 nt
Organism: Triticum turgidum subsp. durum (durum wheat)
Lineage: Eukaryota; Viridiplantae; Streptophyta; Magnoliopsida; Poales; Poaceae
Source: the annotation of a GenBank genome assembly